This is a messenger RNA of Verticillium alfalfae VaMs.102, 1518 nucleotides long. RefSeq names its product phenylalanine ammonia-lyase. Lineage: Eukaryota; Fungi; Ascomycota; Sordariomycetes; Glomerellales; Plectosphaerellaceae. The record is from RefSeq and is a predicted model, not a curated record. Gene Ontology annotation, molecular function: ammonia-lyase activity. The transcript is spliced from 3 exons. Bases 1 to 1518 code for a protein of 505 amino acids.
AUGGGUACCUCAAGUAUAGCGGGUGCUUUCAUCGACGCCUUUCCCCUCAAAUUGAAUUAUUCUGCUGCCGAACUGUGCCCCUUUCCUCUGUUUCUGGAACAACAUGGUCGCUCCACCACGCACGUUUACGGAUUUACUCCUAUCGCAUUGGCGCGAUACCUCGUCAUCGUCCAUCGUCCAAAGGCUCCGCUGGAAGUCGGCGGAGGGGACCUGACCAUCGCCGAUGUCGUGGCAGUAUCGAGGCACCUGGCACGCGUGGCGCUCAUCCCGGCGUCCAUCGCCGCCAUCGAAGCGGGCAGCAAAGUCAUACCGGAGAAGCUCACCCAGGGCGAGGUCAUCUACGGUGUCAACACGGGGUUCGGCGGCACUGCCGAUGUACGGUCCGACGACGUCGAGGGAGUCCAGCAAAGCCUGAUCAGCCACUUGACGUGCGGCAUCGUCGCGGACGGCAAAACGGAGGAUACGGCCCUGGGCCGCAGUAAUGGACAUGCAGGCCGAAGCACGCCGAGGCCAUCCGUCAUCGCUGUGAGAACUCGAUCGGGCAGCUCGCGCAGAAACAGCAACGAGAAUCGGCGCGGCCACCGCAUCCCCCGGAAUGGCGCUCUCGCGGCUACUCGCAUGCCCCGAGGCAAGACAUCCGCCACGGCCUUCAGCGGCCGGCGCGAUGUCAAGGGGGCCAGAAGAGUGACGAGGGCCGACGCCGCCCUGUCGGAGGCCGGCAUAGCGCCCAUCGGCCUGCUCGCCAAGGAGGGCCUCGCCAUUGUCAACGGUACGGCCGUGUCAGCCGGGGUGGCUGCUCUUGCGGCCCACGAGUCCCUCCACCUCGCAGCCCUGUCGCAGGUGCUGACGGCCAUGAGCGUCGAGGCGCUGCGCGGCAGUGACGAGAGCUUCGAGCCCUUCAUCGCGCGGGUGCGGCCGCACCCCGGGCAGACGGACAGCGCGAGGAACAUCAAGGGCCUUCCUGGCCGGGGUCACGGCUGCUCAACCGGCACGACAGCCGCGACGUGGCGGACGCUGCGCCAGGGACCGCUACUCGCUGCGGACGGCGAGGCCAGUGGAUCGGCCCCGUGCUCGAGGACUUUGGCCUGGCCCACGAGCUGGGGCCUGCCGCCGAACUUGUGCUCCGAUGACGCCGGCACCUCGUUCCUGUUCAAGGGGCUGGACGUUGUCGUCGCCGCCCUCGCCUCGGAGCUGGGCUUCCUGGCCAACCCCGUCGGCUCGCACGUCCAGACGGCUGAGAUGGGCAACCAGUCCCUCAACUCCCUGGCGCUCGUGUCGGCCCGGUACACGCUCGAGGCCGUCGACGUGCUGUCCCAGAUGGCCUCGGCCCAACUCCUGGCGCUGUGCCAGGCCCUCGACCUGCGCGCCAUCGAGAUCGAGGGGCGCAAUGACGACGCUUUGCCGCCCAACGCGACGCCCUACAUCGGCCAGGCCUCGCGACGCAUGUACCGCUUCGUCCGGAAGGAGCUCGGUAUCCCCUUCCUGGCGAAGCGCACCUGGCGUCGGCGGAGGCUGUGA